Messenger RNA from Penicillium atrosanguineum, 1518 nucleotides. Its product is annotated as M81 family metallopeptidase. NCBI's taxonomy places the organism in Eukaryota, Fungi, Ascomycota, Eurotiomycetes, Eurotiales, Aspergillaceae. The coding region runs from base 1 to 1518 and encodes 505 amino acids. The record is from RefSeq and is a predicted model, not a curated record. The transcript has a single exon.
AUGGCGAAAAAUCCAGUCGUUGUUAUUGCGGGGCUUGCCUGUGAAACAUCUGGGUUCUCUCCAGCCCGGACCCCCGCAGCAGCAUUUCACCCUCUUCGUGAUACCGAGAUAAUUGAGAAAUAUCAUUUUAUCCACCGUGGAACGCCACUUGGAGACGCAGCAGAUUGGCGCGGUACACUCAUCGGCCACGCCCUCCCCGGAGGAAUCGUUACCAGAGCAGCAUUUGAAGAGCUUGUGGGGGAGAUCUUGACUCGCCUCAAAGAUAUUUGCAAGUCCACCCCGGUCCAUGGUCUCUGGUUUGAUAUCCAUGGAGCGAUGUGUGUUCAGGAUGUAGAUGAUGCCGAGGCCGAACUUCUUCGUCGAGUCCGAAAUGUCAUCGGCUCCCAAGUCAUCGUAUCAGCAUCAAUGGACCUUCAUGGCAAUGUUUCAGAGGAACUGGCACACCAAACGGAUCUAAUUACAUGCUACCGGAUGGCUCCGCACGAAGAUGAAAUAGAUACGAAAGAACGUGCCUGUCGAAAUCUCGUCGAGUUAUUGGCCGAGGGUUCAUUUCCAAAUCGGCCAUUGAAGGCCAGGGUUCCAAUCCCCAUCUUACUGCCAGGGGAGCAGACUUCGACACGACUGGAGCCCGCGAAGGGACUCUAUGCACUUAUACCUGAAGUCGAAUCAAUUGCGGGAGUGCUUGAUGCUGCUAUCUGGGUUGGCUAUGCCUGGGCGGAUGAGCCACGUAACCACGCGGUUGUGAUGGUGACAGGAUGGGAUGCAGAUGUCGUGACUGAAAGCGCUCGGAAGCUUGCAAAUCACUUCUGGGACUCCCGCAAGGAGUUUCGCUUUGUGGCGCCAACCGGUUCUCUGGAAGAGUGCAUUGACACUGCCCUGCAGUCAAAAUUGCGACCGUUUUUUAUCUCAGACUCGGGUGACAACCCAACGGCUGGGGGUGCUGGCGAUGUGACAUGGAGUCUUGCAAGGGUGCUCUCUCGGCCUGAGUUUCAGCACGAGUCAGGCCCUCGCGCCAUCUACGCCAGUAUUCCAGGACCAGAGGCAAUUGAGUUAAUUGUUCGGGCUGGUGUGGGAGCUACUGUGACAGUCACGGCUGGCGCUCAGGUUGACAACAACCACGGAGGGCCGGUCACUAUAACAGGCCGCAUUCACGCAAUCAGAAAUGGUGAUCGAAAUGCCAUCACAGAGGCAGUUGUUCAGGUCGGAAGUGUGUUUGUUAUCUUGACUAAACUACGCAAGCCUUAUCAUCUUGAGGGAGAUUUCACCGAGCUCAAUCUUGAGCCCCGAUCUGCGGAUAUCGUGAUAGUCAAGAUCGGAUACUUGGAGCCCGAAUUGUUUAACAUGGCAGCCGAUUGGAUGCUUGCUCUGACACCUGGGGGUGUUGAUCAGGAUCUUCCCCGCCUUGGGCACCGACGCAUCCGCCGCCCUAUGUGGCCUUUUGAUCAGGACAUUUCUGAACUGCCAGAUCUCACUCCUCGAUUGGUUCCGGCUUCUAACGAGCAACUGAGGAUACAUUGA